Protopterus annectens (West African lungfish) is the source of this 1336-nucleotide messenger RNA. Its product is annotated as protein tilB homolog. The transcript is spliced from 7 exons. Lineage: Eukaryota; Metazoa; Chordata; Ceratodontiformes; Protopteridae. The record is from RefSeq and is a predicted model, not a curated record. The coding region runs from base 152 to 979 and encodes 275 amino acids. Gene Ontology annotation, molecular function: protein binding.
CCGGAAGCAGACUUCGGGCCGCUGCUGCCUUUCCACUUCUGUAACCAUUUCUGUAAAUACAAUUCCUAUCGAAAUGCUCAUCCGUGAAGGAAGUGUUUUGGAUUCGUUUCCUAACACAUUACAGUCAAACUUCCAAUGACUGCAACAGGAAAUGUCUCAAAGUUCCUCAGGUGUGUACACAAGCAGUGAUAGCUUUCCAAAAUCAUUUUCCUCUGGAUAUUCCGAGUUAAGCAGUACCAGUAUUUCUCUGCCAUUUGCAACCAGACACAGGGUGUUAGAUGAGCAAACUUGUGAUUCCGGCUUAUGUUCACCAUUACCAUCUGAUAGAUUUAAGUAUAUCACCUGGCAUCAGUUAGAAGGGCAUGACAUCCAUGGAACACAGAUACAUUGUCCUCGUGUAAGAAAAGCUCCUUCAGAUGAACAACUCUUUCUUAGAGGAGAAGAAUGUGGUCAUUUAAUGAGAAAGAGGAAAACAGAGAAGGAAGAUGUGAAGAACAGAUUGCAAGAAAACUGGGAAAAUUCUUUGGAAGUUAACCUGUCAUACCAGGACCUAGGAGACUCCUAUCAGCAAGAAAACUUUUAUAGGAUUCUUCGCAGAUUAAUCAGAGUGGAAAAACUACAGCUGAUAGACAACUCGUUAAUGGAUCUGAGCUCUUUCAGACUGCCAAGAUGCAAGGAGCUAAACCUUAACAAAAACUAUUUUUCAUCUUUCAAACAACUGCCAAAGAUUCCUCAAAUCCAACAUUUGUCGUUGGCCGAAAACAACAUUCAGACACUCUGUGGACUGUCAAGCUUAAGAAUGUCUCCUUUGGAAUCAUUAAAUUUGAAAAGAAACCCUUGUGAGUUUCAAGAACAGUACAGGAUGAAAGUAUUUUCUAGUUUGCCAAACCUGAAAGUACUGGAUGGGAUACCUAAAAUGCCAACAGACUGUGCCCUAGCCGAGCAGUCAUUAAUUUCCAAAAUGUGUUUAAUUCUUUAAUAAUAGUUGAUUUUACUGAAGAAACAGACAAUGAAAAGACAUUUCUUGAAAACAGUAAUUGUCUGACCUGUACUAUUUCUCAGUAUAGUGUACAUAGUGGUCAGAGUAUCAGUCAAGCUACUUUUUUAGUGCCAUAUUGAUUAUCUGCCAUAUAGUGUUGCACACCGAAGAUGGCACAUCAUUUCACUUCAUUUAGCCAGUUUUGUGGCUAAGAUGGUAAUACUGUCAAUUUUGUGCUUUAUUUUUUUAUUUAAAGUUGUUUGUUUAGAGAGUUAUCUUACCAGAUGCACAAGACAUACUUAUUUUUUCAGGGGAAACCUGAGAGACAAAGUUAAUAAAAAAUAUUGAUAGAAAGAA